UACGCAGCUUUUGUUUGGGUGUUGUUGUGAGACGAGAGAAGCCCGCCGGCGUUCAAUUUCUUUCAGAGCACUUCGCAAUUGUCAUCAUGUGAUUUUACCUGGCAGAAUCCUCAUCAGGCACGGAGCUUGUUCGGGAUGUCAAUUCUGAAGGUGGGGAAAAUGACAAGAUGAAAUUGACACCUAGCAACGCCCUCCGCUCCAUCUAUGUUAUAAGAACAUGAACACCAUCAAGGUAUAUUUGAACUGGGCCAAUUCUGUCCUGAGUGAGGUGGGGCACUAUGUGGAGGGAGUGUCUGCCGUGCAGGACGGCCGGGUGCUGUGUGACCUCAUCGACAUCCUCACUAACUCAGCUGGGCUGGUGGACAAUGUUCAGAAGAACUCAUCAGAGGAAUCAAGUCCAGAGCAAUGGAUACAAGCAACACUGGAUCACAUGCGACACCAUGGAAUCAAAUAUACCUUUACAGUGCAGGACAUCUUAGAUGGGGACAUCAAGUCCCUCCUGGACGUGCUGUGGCUCAUCAUCCUCAACUACAGUCUGCACAAGAUAGAUCAGAAUGCCUAUCAGCGCAGUGUGGGGAUUGGCAAGAAGCACCUCAUGGAGUGGUGUGAGAUGGAGCUGGCAACACAGUUUGAUUCAAGGAACACAUUUGCCUUCAAUUUGUGUCAAGGCAACUGGUUCUCCAAACUGUUGCAGAAGUUCAUCGGAGAUGACAUUACAGAUGACCAGGACCGAGUUGCUGCCUUGACGAAGCUCCUUGACACUGUGGAAUACAAGUAUUAUAUCAGCAGAGAUAUCAUCAGCGCUGCAGACAUCAUAGAUGGGACAGUGGAUGAACACACACUGAUGAUCUAUGUUGCCCUGCUCCGGAGGAGGGUUGGGGGAGACAACAAAACCUUGAAUGCAUUUUCCAAAUUUACGAAGCCCUCGGGAGGCAUGAACCUGGAGGUGGUCAACGCCAUGAGAAGCCAGAGCCCCACCCCCCAAUACAAGGCCCACAAUGAGGAGGAUAGAUAUGUGUCAUCAGACAGUGAACUCUGCAGGGCAGACCACACGAAGAAGAAGCAGUCAAAUUACAUCUUUAAACCGAUGUCAGUUUCCUUAUACAAGUCCAACAGUAUUGGAAAAGGUCUGUCUGCUUUCUCUUCCAGGAAGCAUGGAUCUGCAGAAGAGCUUUCUGACUGGAUGUCAUCAUCAUCCCUUGUGUCAGUCCAUAGUGAAAGAAAUGGGCUUAAUCAGUCUCCAAAUGAUGAUGGUCCAAUUUCCUUGAACUCGGAUGGAGAGAGUAUGUUGAAGGAGACAAUCAGUCAGAGAGUGUAUGAACACAUGCCCCAGUCAGAGAAUGAAGAGGACAAGGAUACAGGUACUGUGACACACAGACUAGAUGACUUGCAGCCAGAAGCUUCAAGAUAUUCCUCAGGUGGAAGCACCGUCAAAAAUCUAAAAUCAUUUCCAGCAUCCCUCGGAUCUUCCUUGAAUCCAAACAGUGGGAACAUCACUGAUAGUAGAACUGAGAAAAUGUCUGGAGUUGUUAAGAUCAAAAGACCCAAGGACUACUUCCUGCAGUGGGAGGAGACACUUGAUAGGCUCUCUCAGGGACCCUCAAGCUCAUCAGAUCUCAUUCAGUCUUCCAGAUCCCAAAGUGACCUUGACCUAGAGAGUCUUAGUGGAAGGUCACGAUCAAGUUCCAGGUCAAGAUCAAGAUCCCAUGAAUCAAGACAAAGUUUACGUGAUAGUAUUGUAUACAAGUCUUCGUUGGAUCGAGAAAGGGGAAGAACCCCAGAGAAUAUGUUUCGAAGCAAAUCUCACAGUCAGCCAGAUUCAAUGACGAAAUACAAGCAAGCCAGGCAAGAUGGUAUGGUACAGGAUAGAAGGACAUAUACACCUGAUAAUCAAUCAUCAAAACUUACUGCCAGUACUGAGAAAAGUGCAUCUACCUCUGAUGUUAACUUGGCAUGCAUGAGUGGAACUAAAAUCAGUGAUCUUCAGUCUCACCCUAUGUUUCCCAAUCUCAAAUCAUUGCUGUCCAGUAUAGACCCUCAGAGGUUGGAUAUUUUAAAUAAAUCAGGUGAACCUCCUGAUGUUCUUACACUACUGGAUAACAUAAAGAAAGCUCGUCUUGCAGUUGACAACAGUAUGCCGAAAGAAGGUUUCCGAAGUAGAAGGGUCCCAGACAAGAAAGACCAGACCAAGGUUAAGGAUGUCUAUGACCCAAGCACGGAAGGAAGAGAUGAAUCAGCUGUCUCUCAAAGACUUGCUGAAGAAGCUAAAUAUGAUGACACUUCUCCAUCCAGCAGACAUUUACAGGAUUUGUCUGUUUCAGGGUCAGAAACUGUCAGAAGGAGGUCUCCAUUGCGAAGGUCACCAGGGAGACAUACUGCUUCAAGCCCCCGACUAGGCUCCCCAAACAUUGUCUCUCCACACAGAGUAUUGGAACACAAGCCAGACUUGCAUGACGAUGACCAUCUGUAUGACUCUGAUAGCAGCUAUUGUCAUCUGCCUCGCAGGGAAGCUUGGGAGAGAUCCAAAGGAGGGAGUGAGCUGCCUGUUGAUGGAAGCAGGAUAGAUUCUUUGGCUCAAGCCAAAUUUAUUGAGGUACUGUGUAAAGAGAUAGAAGAACUGAAAUACAAGAUUGAAACAAUGGAGAGCUCUGGUGAGGCAGGACAAACUAGUCCAGUUGCCAGAUCCCCUUCUAGAGGGGGGAGAAGAACCCCUACUUUACAGUUAACGGGGACAAAAAUUGACCCUCUGAGUCAGUUCAGUGACAUACAUGAACACAAUGGUCAAAUGGUUUUUGAGUCUUCUAGAAGCAGAUCACUUAGUCCCAUUUAUACGAGACAAAGAAAGUCACCAGAUUUACCAAGGAGGAUUGCCCAGGCAGGAAGCAGGUAUGAGGGAGAAGUAAGGAGGAAUAGUCCCGACUACACAAGAAGCAGAUCAUUAAGUCCUACACUAGAAAAACAGAGAGAUAUAGAAAAUAAACUGAGAGAUCGAAUAUCACCCGACAGAUUUAAUGGGUCAAGUGACAGAUACAUGGAGAGGUCAGUACCUGACAGUUCACACCGAGUCAGUCCCAGUAGAUACACAGGCACUAUGGACUCCAUGUAUAUGGAUGAAAGCUACCAGACACGGUAUAGUGCAAGACCACCUUCACCAUCUCAUGGUCCUUCAACAAGAGAUAGAUUGUCUCCUGUACGAGGAUUUCAGAGAGGAGGCAUGGCCCUUCAUGAACCAGGGGAUAGUCCUCGAGCUGGGAGCCAUCAACCUGUUGACCCUGAUGAUCAGACAAGGUCCAUUAGUCUUGGCUACAGCAGUCCUGUGAGAAGUGUCACUCAGGAGAUCUGGGGUAACAAGCUGAGCAUUGUGAAGGGCUUGGAACCUGAGAGACAAGACAGAUGGAAGAAUCUCAUUGCUAUGAGGGAGCUUUCAGAUGAAGAUGUCAUUGAGUUAAAACAGGCGCUUGCUAGCUGUAUUGUGGAAAAUGACAUCUUGCAGGCCAAGUUAAGGAAUGCAAAAGCUGAUGUGUCAGAAAAGCUUUUCAAGACAAAUGAUGUUCUUGAUGAUUGCCGGAGACAUCUGUCUAAGUCACAAGCAGAGAAUAUGGAACUUCGUAGCAGCCUUGAGCAUGCACGGCACAAGUCUGAGGAGCUGCAGGCCAGAGUGAAAGGCAUGGAAGACAGCGUGUUCAAGGCUCAUGCUGAGUCAGAUCAGAUGAGAAUGGAACUACAAGAGACAGGUGCAGCGCUCAACAAAGCCCUUGGUGAACUGAGACCUCUAGAGGACCUUAAACAGGUCAAUCAAAGUCUGAGGAUGAAUCUAUCUCAAGUGGAGAGUCAAAAUGAUUCUUUCAGACGGGACUUUGAAGAGAUGCAGUUUAACCAGGAGAAGGCUCAGAGCACCAUCAAGGAGUUGAGAACCUGCUUGGAGGAAGUGAGACAGGAGAGGUCCAAGUUGUUUGACGAGAUCAAUGCCCUCCAUGCCAGCAAUCAGAAAUCCAAGGUAGCUGACAUCAUAAGCCAUUACACCGAGAAGGGAGCCUGCGAUGAGGUGGAGAGAGAAAUGAGAAGAGGGACAAGCAGUCAACCAUCGUCUCGACCUUCAAGUGCAAGCUGUUCCCGGACUUCAAGUAUGGGUCGUUCAUCAAGGCUGGACAUGAGUAAUACUCCUACAAGAAGGUCCAGGAUUGAUGACUACAUCUCUCCGAGUCAGGAAAACAUGGACUCUUCAUUGCGAGUCCAUCGACGCACAAGUACAUGGAACAAUGAACUGGAGUCCAGUCCUGUGAAGCUCAACUCUUCACUGAACAUGUCGAGUACGCUUGAUAGUAAAGACACAGGUUACAGCACUGAGGAACUGAUGCAGUCUCCGGGUGUGCCAUCAUCAUUCCGGGAGAUCUACCCACACCGGAAAGUCCAGUAUUACCGAGACAAGCAGAGAGAGGCCCUAGAUCACAGGCUGUCCCCUAUUCCAUUUGUUGACUACUCAGAUCUGCAGCAGUAUCCAACCAAACUCAGUUAUUCUGAUUAUGAUGCAGAAGACUCGUACAGGAUUUCAAGAAAGGGAUUUGGGGAAAAUGGAAGUUUCAGAGAGAAUUUACUUCAAAGGCAGAAUCGAGAUAGUCUUCAUGGAGACAACUACACUGACGAUUUGAAUCGAUAUGAAUCUAGUCAGAAUUAUGGAACAGGAAGAGACAUGGUAGAGACAGUUGUUGAAUCCACAUCCACCAGCUACCAGCGCCCAGGCACAGACGUUACAGAGAGGAUGUCUCAGAGCAUGCAGGAGACAUUGCGACAACCUCACCAUGAUCGGAAGGAGUCAUCAGACCGACUCAAUGUGUCCCAUAAUUCAGUUUAUGACAUGCGUCACAGGAAGAGUGUGAGUCCAAGUUCUAAGAAAGGGAUCCUAAAAAAUGGGAAGACGGAACAUUUUAACCAUUUGCGAGAGAGAAGCUGUAGCCCUGUCCUACAGAGAUAUGGCCGGUCUCAUUCACCUCCAACUAAACUGUCACCUAGCAACAAUGCUGCCAUAGAAACCAAGUCAGGUCACCGCAAACCAGUGUAUGGAAGGUCAUCCAGUGCUCGGCGUGUAACAACAAAACUGAUUGAUGAGCUUGACGGAGGGAGAGAGUCAAACUUGAAAGCAGGCUACUCUCGCAAAGUCCUGGUACCAACUACAGCUAAAAGCAAAAGAAUCUGGCAAAGAUGACAUAAACGACCGAAUAGCUGAAAUUACUGACAAACUGGGGUGAGUAUUAUACGCUGGUAGUGUGAGUCACCUGCUGCUAUGAUCUGUUUGACCUUGGCUUUCUUCUUUCUUCAUUUGCAUAGAUUAGAGAUGUAUUGUGUAUGAACCUUGAUUAUUCCCAGGAGGGACGUUGUCUCAGGCUACCUGUGCUUGUCUGCAGAGGUGACAAUUAUAGACUGGGUGGUCAGGUUUGGUGACCUGGUUCAUUCAUGUCAUAUUCUAGUCCAAACCUACAGCACUAUAGCUGUCAAGAUGCAGACUACUGCAGUAAACGGCUCAAAUCUUGUGUUCAUCACCAGAGAAUUGCAAUCAAUUCACUUAAAGUAUAACCAUACUCACUAAAUCACAGUCAAAAUUCAAUAAUACAUGUUAUGUUACACUAUAUUUCCUCAUGUUUGAAAGCAAACCGUCUUGCUUUAUAGUCAAAGGGGGAUAACUCUAAUGGGCCUGUGAGACAGCCAGGAUGUUAUAUGAUCCAGAAGGUUGAAGCCAUGAGUUCUCUCUUCUUGCAGACUUAGUCAACACUCUGUCCUGAAAUUCUCUGUUCAUAUCUUUUUCAUAUCUUUUAGAUGUGAAAUUCUUCCCUUUAUUAUAUAUUUACUAUUUAUGAUCCUUUUAGAAAAUAAGAACUAGCUUGACUUAAUUUUACAUUUUUAAUUUGUCAAACAAAAUUUUCAUGCCAAUCCUUCAUUUUGAGAAUGUUAAAAAGAUAUAUAUUACAAUUGUGGUUUGAUUGUAAAUUUGUUUAUUUGAAAGAGUAUAUUUUUCAUUUGUAAUUUUUCUAGUGAGAGGAAUGGACAUCAAAGCAACUGUAACAACCUUUUUAUGUUUGAUUUUGUUAGCUUGCCAUAUUGCUCAAGAUAGGUCAUGCUCGACAUCAUUUCCAAAGUUGUACUUGUAAUCUGUGUAAAUGUAACUUGUAAGUGUUAUUUUCACUGCCUCCAAGGUAUGAUCGAUCGGUUGUGUGAUUGUGUCACUGGCUAACCUCUGUAACUCCAUCUAUGCACUGUGUUACUUGAACACAACAAACAAUGGCCUCACCAAUGCUAAUAUUACUUCCAUAUCUAAAUCAAGGGCAGUUUAUUCCAUGAAAUGCAGUUGUUUCCAGAGCAGAAAACCAAAUGCAUGUACAGCAUCUUUGAAGUACAUGAGAAUCUGUUUAGUGCUUGUAUUUCUGGAGUUGUGAUGCUUUCAGUGUCGACACUGUUGCGUCCUCUAGCUGACAUACAUUGACAACAUGUACCUGUAGUACCUAUAGUGUUAGGCCUAAGGCUGGGUAUGUCCUGUGAUGCUGUGACUACCUGAUGACUCUCUGAUCUAACUGUGAUGCACUCACUACCUAAAUCUGUCACUCUCUGAUAUUACUGAGAUUCUGCAACUACCUGUGUCUGUGAUGCUGCGACUGUCUGUAUAUGUGACUCUGAUCUGACUGAUAUUCUGUGACUACCUGUGUCUGUGACUGAGGUGCUGCGACUGUCUGUAUAUGUGACUCUGAUCUGACUGAGAUUCUGUAACUACCUGUGUCUGUGUCUGUGAUGCUGCGACUGUCU
Messenger RNA from Haliotis rubra (blacklip abalone), 6792 nucleotides. RefSeq lists its product as uncharacterized. The transcript is spliced from 13 exons. Gene Ontology annotation, molecular function: protein binding. The coding region runs from base 218 to 5203 and encodes 1661 amino acids. The record is from RefSeq and is a predicted model, not a curated record. Lineage: Eukaryota; Metazoa; Mollusca; Gastropoda; Lepetellida; Haliotidae.